This is a messenger RNA of Parasteatoda tepidariorum (common house spider), 542 nucleotides long. NCBI's taxonomy places the organism in Eukaryota, Metazoa, Arthropoda, Arachnida, Araneae, Theridiidae. The record is from RefSeq and is a predicted model, not a curated record.
UUGAAAAAAUAACGAGUAAAUGGUGUAACAUCAGGGAUGCUUUUAUGAGAAGUUUAAAAACCAAAAGUGGUCAGUCAUCCAAAAAAGAAUACUUGUACCAUGCGCAUUUGCAAUUUCUUUUAGCUGGUCAAGAAAACGACAAUACCCAAUCUAGCAAAAUUGUAGAUGAAUUGGCAACAUCAGCUAUCUGCGAGAGUGUUGUUAAUCCAACGGAAAAUGGUCACGCACCACUGGAUGAUCCAGCGGAAAUGAUCUGCAGUGAGUCAGGUAGUGCCUCUGCUGAGACCUCCACUAAAAUGUGUAAAAAACGCACACGCUCUCAACAGAACUUGAAUGAUCUCGAGAAAGAGAUCAUUAAGGAACUGAAGCGGCCUCGGUUGGAGAAGCCCCCUAGUACAUUUUUUUCAUCAUUUGAAGAAUAUGUCACAGACAUGAGUGAGAAUGAAAAAAUUGAACUGCACAUGGCUGUUCUAACAUCAAUUAUGAACAUUAAAGCUAAAAGAUCUCAACCAGUGUAUAUAGAAAGCUAUGAUCCACUUUAA